AUGGUUAUAAGGAUUAUUGUAUUAAUUACAAAAACCGUGUUUUACCAGCUAUUAUACGCAACUGAUUAUAAUAAUUAUUCAAGUGAUGUAAUAAAUAUAAUAUUGAAUGAAAAAAUAAUAAUAAUAGUUGAAUUAUUCAUUUAA
Hepatospora eriocheir is the source of this 144-nucleotide messenger RNA. NCBI's taxonomy places the organism in Eukaryota, Fungi, Microsporidia, Hepatosporidae. The record is from the annotation of a GenBank genome assembly.